Vigna unguiculata (cowpea) is the source of this 2550-nucleotide messenger RNA. Its product is annotated as putative auxin efflux carrier component 1c. Gene Ontology annotation, biological process: auxin polar transport; auxin export across the plasma membrane. Gene Ontology annotation, molecular function: auxin efflux transmembrane transporter activity. NCBI's taxonomy places the organism in Eukaryota, Viridiplantae, Streptophyta, Magnoliopsida, Fabales, Fabaceae. Gene Ontology annotation, cellular component: plasma membrane; endoplasmic reticulum. The record is from RefSeq and is a predicted model, not a curated record.
UCCAAAACCAAAUCCAAACCAAACCAAAACAAAAAGCAAAACAACAAAAGAAAAGAAAGAAAAGAAAUAUAAGAAAUAAAAAGGCAACAACAAUACUGCAACAAGUGUGUGUGCUUUGGGGACUGCAAGUGCAACCUUGCUUGCAGCUCUCAAAGCUGAAAAAAUAUUUGCUGUAUUCUGCUGCAUAUUUUCCACCCACUGCCCCAAAAACACAUGCUCUUCCACAUCCCUAUAUAUCUUUUCAAUUUUCAUCAUCAUCAUCACCACCACCAACACCAACUCCAACUCUAGCUCUUCAAAAACUUUCUUAUAUAUUCCUCAACUCUCUUUCCUCUCUUCUGCUGCUACUACCUUUCUUCUAACAACUCACAAAAUGAUCACUCUACUAGACUUCUACCAUGUCAUGACUGCAAUGGUGCCACUCUAUGUGGCUAUGAUUCUAGCCUAUGGCUCAGUCAAGUGGUGGAAGAUUUUCUCCCCUGACCAAUGUUCUGGCAUCAACCGUUUUGUGGCACUCUUUGCAGUGCCUCUUCUCUCCUUCCACUUCAUAGCAUCCAACAACCCUUACAAGAUGAACCUUAGGUUCCUAGCUGCUGACACCCUUCAGAAGAUCAUAAUACUAGUCCUUCUUGCAGUCUGGAGCAACUUCACCAAAAGGGGUUGCUUGGAAUGGACCAUAACCUUGUUCUCCCUCUCCACCCUCCCAAACACCUUGGUCAUGGGGAUCCCUCUGCUCAAAGGUAUGUAUGGUGAGUUCUCGGGGAGCCUCAUGGUGCAGAUUGUGGUCCUUCAGUGCAUCAUUUGGUACACCUUGAUGCUCUUCAUGUUUGAGUUCAGGGGUGCCAGAAUGCUCAUCUCUGAGCAGUUCCCUGACACUGCUGGCUCCAUUGUCUCCAUCCAUGUCGACUCUGAUGUCAUGUCGUUGGAUGGAAGGCAACCUCUUGAGACUGAAGCUGAGAUCAAAGAAGAUGGCAAACUCCAUGUCACUGUGAGGAAAUCCAAUGCCUCAAGAUCAGACAUCUUCUCUAGAAGGUCUCAGGGUCUCUCUUCCACCACUCCACGCCCUUCUAACCUCACAAAUGCAGAGAUAUACUCCUUGCAGUCUUCUAGGAACCCUACGCCAAGAGGCUCUAGCUUCAACCACACUGAUUUCUACUCAAUGAUGGCUGCCGGUGGCAGAAACUCCAACUUUGGUGCCUCUGAUGUUUAUGGCCUUUCAGCUUCAAGAGGGCCAACUCCAAGGCCUUCUAACUACGAUGAAGAUGGUGGCAAGCCAAAGUUUCAUUACCAUGCCGGUGGAACCGGACACUACCCUGCACCGAACCCUGGCAUGUUCUCUCCCUCUAAUGCCUCCAAAAGUGUUGCUGCUGCUGCCGCUAAUGCUAAUGCUAAUGCUAAUGCCAAGAAGCCUAAUGGGCAGGCUCAGCUGAAGCCUGAGGAUGGGAAUAGGGACCUUCACAUGUUUGUUUGGAGUUCAAGCGCUUCACCAGUCUCUGAUGUGUUUGGUGGCCAUGAGUAUAGUGGUCAUGAUCAGAAAGAAGUCAAAUUGAAUGUAUCUCCAGGAAAAGUGGAGAACCAUAGAGACACUCAGGAGGACUACCUGGAGAAAGAUGAGUUCAGCUUUGGGAAUAGAGGAAUGGAGAGGGAGAUGAAUCAGCAUGAGGGUGAGAAAGUUGGAGAUGGGAAGCCAAAAACCAUGCCUCCUGCAAGUGUGAUGACAAGACUUAUAUUGAUUAUGGUGUGGAGAAAACUCAUCAGAAACCCCAACACCUACUCUAGUCUAAUUGGCCUCACUUGGUCUCUUGUUUCAUUCAGGUGGAAUGUAGAGAUGCCUGCCAUAAUAGCAAAGUCUAUCUCCAUAUUGUCAGAUGCAGGGCUUGGCAUGGCCAUGUUCAGUCUUGGUCUCUUCAUGGCUUUGCAACCGAGGAUCAUAGCAUGUGGAAAUUCCAUAGCAGCUUUUGCCAUGGCUGUGAGAUUCCUUACAGGUCCAGCUGUCAUGGCAGCUGCUUCCAUUGCUGUUGGACUCAAAGGUGUUCUCUUACACGUUGCCAUUGUUCAGGCAGCACUUCCCCAAGGAAUUGUCCCAUUUGUCUUUGCUAAGGAAUAUAAUGUACAUCCUGAUAUUCUCAGCACAGCUGUUAUUUUUGGGAUGUUGAUUGCGUUGCCCAUAACUCUGGUGUACUACAUUUUGAUGGGGUUGUGAAUGGAAGAAAUGAUGGAUGAUACAGAAGAUUCACGUGUGCCAUCAUCAACAUCAUCAUCAUCAUCAUCAACAUCAUCCAUGCAAUGCAAGAUCAGUUUCUUGAGGCUUAUUCAGCAUCAGAAAACAAAAGGGUCACAGAAAAGCAUUAGAAAAGCAUCACGAGAAUCGGAUAGGAAGAACCCCAGGAUCAGUUUUUUCUUUACUUUCUUUCUUUCUCUUGAUUUUGUAUUUGUUUUCUUUUUGAAUGAAUUGUCCUUCCUUAGUGAAAAUUAAUGUAAAAUCACGAUGUAGCUAAUUCACAAAAUGAUUGUCUCGUUAAUUAAAUUUUAUAUUAUGAUGACCUCGGA